Messenger RNA from Solanum pennellii, 1460 nucleotides. Its product is annotated as transcription factor UNE10-like. Gene Ontology annotation, cellular component: nucleus. NCBI's taxonomy places the organism in Eukaryota, Viridiplantae, Streptophyta, Magnoliopsida, Solanales, Solanaceae. Gene Ontology annotation, molecular function: protein dimerization activity. The coding region runs from base 76 to 1317 and encodes 413 amino acids. The record is from RefSeq and is a predicted model, not a curated record. The transcript has 6 exons.
GGAAAGCCAACUCAAUAUAUUAGGACUGGAAGUAACUGAGAAAUUAAGAGAGUAGACCCUAUCAAAGGCAUCAACAUGAGUCAUCAUACUUGGAAUUUUAGUCACCAAAAACAAGAACAACAAGUAGUAGAAAAAGAAGAAGAGGAGAACAGAUAUACUCGUGGCCACGUGCAUAAUCAGCAGAAUCAAGUUGACCCCAUGUCCAGUAAGUGUGAAGUUGCAGAGUUAACAUGGGAAAAUGGGCAAGUAGCCAUGCAUAGACUCGGAAGCAACCUCUCGAAUGAGCAAACAAAACACACAUGGGGAAAGGCUGGUGACACACUAGAGUCAAUUGUGCAUCAAGCCACUUUCCAAAAACAACAUCAUAGUUAUAUAAUGGGAAGUGAUGGACAAAAUCAGGCAAACAUCAACAGGGAAAAAAAUGUAUCUUAUGGUGCUCAACAAACAAGAGGAGUACUAAAGAGGAUGAGAUCAUCAGAUUCUGAUCCCCAGUUAUAUAUUGGUGGAAUAUCAUUAGAACAUUUAAACGCUCGUGCAAGUGCUAAGGACAAUGAUAUCACCAUGAUAACAUGGCCUUGUAAUGAGGAUUCUGCCUGCCAUGGUGGCUCGGAAAACAAAGAGGAAGAACGUGAAACAAAAAGCUCCAACCCAUCAAAACGUAGUCGAAGAGCUGCUGUUCACAACCAAUCAGAGCGGAGACGCCGUGACAGAAUCAAUGAAAAGAUGAAAGCUCUGCAGAAGUUGGUGCCGAAUGCUAGUAAGACAAAUAAAGCAUCCAUGCUGGAGGAAGUGAUAAAGUACUUAAAACAGCUUCAAGCACAAAUUCAGUUGAUAAGCUAUGCUAAAAACAUGGAGCAGCAAAUGAUGAUGAUGUCUCUAGGAAUGCAACCACCACAUAUUCAAAUGCCUUUACUAGCAACAAUGAACAUGUGUAGUAGUACUGCAGGAAUACUUAACAAUAUGACUUCUAAUUUAGCUCCAGCUCCUUAUCAAUCUCUUAUAGGCGGCCGCGCUCCCCUCAUUUAUCCAACCUCUACAAUUCCCACUCUUUUUCCUCCCUUCAUAUCACCACCCUUCGCCAUGGCAUCAUCCAUUCCUAGUAUUCCAUCACAACCUAUCAACGCCGAAUCCAUCAGCCCCAAACUCACCAAAUCUGCAGCUGCCCCUGAUACUUCAUUCCCUUUUAACCACCCCUAUAAUGCAUAUCUACCUCAAUCAAUGAAGAUGGAGUUCAAUAAUGAGAUGGCAGCUCAAUAUCUGCAGCAGGGCAAUCAAGAAAAUGUCAAUAUCCGAGGCCAAAAAGAACGAUCCAUCUGAAUAUAUAUUUCUAUACUCACAUUUUUCUUACUAUAUUUGAUGCAUUUUAUGUAUUUCACAUAUAGUAUGGUAUAUAAAUUACGAUAUCGUCUAAGUUUAAUUUAAUGUGCAAUAAUAUCGAACUGUUUUUUUCUUUCUUUCUA